AUGGAACUUAAUAUUACUGAACUUCCUGAGCGACCAAUUAUUAAUAUUACAAGUGAUGACACCAAACGAACUAGUACGGGUUAUACUCGACAUCAAUUAUUAGAAUUAGAAAAAGAAUUUGCUUUUUCUAAAUAUUUAACUUGUAAACGACGUAUUGAAUUGGCUCAAUCACUUCUUUUAACUGAACGUAUUAACCUUGCAUUAGAAGAAAUUAUUCAACAUCGAUAUUUAAUAGAUGCACGUUAUACCGAAACAUAUCCAGAUUGA
This is a messenger RNA of Rotaria sp. Silwood1, 267 nucleotides long. The record is from the annotation of a GenBank genome assembly. NCBI's taxonomy places the organism in Eukaryota, Metazoa, Rotifera, Eurotatoria, Philodinida, Philodinidae.